Molecule: messenger RNA, 3086 nt
Organism: Mercenaria mercenaria
Lineage: Eukaryota; Metazoa; Mollusca; Bivalvia; Venerida; Veneridae
Exons: 2
Coding region: 524-1531 (335 amino acids)
Source: RefSeq, a predicted model, not a curated record
CAACGGAUCGAAUAUUAUAAUAUAAUCACAGUGUGUAGAAAGACCAGAUAUAAAAGGCUUUAAUUACUAAGUCGUUGCCGUAAACAUAUAAAACUUGUAAAUCUAUGACUUAAUUGUGUUCGCGUUUUUCAUUCAUUUAAAGGUUAGGUGAAUUCGGAUUACAUUUUCAAAAGAAAAAGUUACGAUAAAGAAAUCUGAUUAUGAUUUUAAACAUAUCUUAAAACUUCUAUUGAGUUUCGGUGUACAUUUGUUUAAAUUGUAUACAAAAUAAACAGAAGUGAUUAAAACACUGGCUUUACCUAGUGAUCACAGAAAGAACAAGAAUUAGUACUAUCUACAAGCAAAUGUUCUAAGUUUUAAAGGAAAAUUAUUCGACUCGUUAACGCCUUUUUAACUGAUUUCAUUAGAUUGUCGUUUAAAUGUGAAAUUGAAUAUGACGAAGUAUACGAGAUCACAUGUGGUCCAGACGUGGAUGAUUUGAUAGGCUUUUACACUUUGAAGUUAUGAUAUAACAAUAGCAUAGAUGCCUCAAGAUAUCGGCCCAGAAUUGCGCUUGGCGCGUCCAAAAACUCACCAUGGAUUUAGUGCAGCGCAUCCUGGUGGUCCAGGAAUGCACGCGCGCAGCACUUCCGCUUCUGCUGCCAGGAAACAACAAGACGCCCAGCAAACAACUACACAUGACAACGAACAUCACAUUGAACUUUUAGAAUAUGAAUGGCCAGAUUUACCACCAAUAAUUCAUCUUAAAGAUGCAGUGUGCAGACAACGUGUCAGCCAGGGAAUCAAAUAUCUACUUCCGGUUGACAAGGGGAAGAACUCUAUUGACAGCAAAUUCAGAACGGAUUUACGCGCGAUGUUUCAGGAACCGUAUGUUACCGAAGGAUCAAAUUAUGACGACAACAGAGUAACAAAGAGUGCUAAAAUACACUUCCGGACUAAUGUUGUGGACACACGUUGGACACGACAGCAUUUAAAACAAGUUAAAGUGAAUCUAAACUCUGAGUCAGAAAACAUUCGAAAAUUAUACGCGCAUUCGGCCCCUGCCGGUGGUCGCUCAAGAAGUAAUAUGAGUACUGAGAAAUUAAAAACUAGGUCAAGUUUAUUUUUACCAAUUAAAGCAAGGGCACAUCCAGAAGCUCUAAAGCUUCGAAAAGAAGUGGAAGAUAUUAUCAAAAGUGUUCAAGAGGAUAAUGACGAGUAUGAUGCAGAUAAAGACGACAACCCAUCAACUCCAGCAACGCAACAACAUGAAAAAGUGGAUACAAAAGAUCAGAGAAAAAGUAUUGCAGGAUUCAGAGCCAGUGUGUGUGAUGACAUAUUCAGUGGCAUCACACCGGAAGUGACUAAACAUACAGCAGAAAUGUUUGAAACAUACGACCAAUUAAAAAACACCAAACCGCCGAAGGCGAUGAUCCCAAAAGAGUUAAAAUCCACUUAUUUAUCAGAUGAAAAGAAUCAAGAGAUAUGGGACUGGCUCCAUUAUGGAGAAAGUAUUACAGACUUUGAAUACUUCCUCAGUGUGUGCGGGUGACGGGAUUUCCUUAGAUCCGCAUAUCGCUACAUUCACAUAUCUCACGAUCCACAUAUCGCAAGAUAAACAUAUAGCAAGAUCAAUAUAUCCCAAGAGCCACAUAUCGCAAGAUCCGCACAUUGCAAAAUCCACAUAUCGCAAGAUCUAUAUAUCGCAAGAUCCACUUAUCAUAAGAUCCACGCAAUGCAAUAUCUACAUAUUGCAAGAUCCAAACAUUGCAAGAUCCACAUAUCGCAAGAUCCACACAUUGCAAGAACCACAUAUCGCAAGCUCCGCACAUUGCAAAAUCCACAUAUCGAAAGAUCCAUACAGUUUGCAAGAACGACAUAUCGCACGAUCCACAUAUCGCAAGAUCUACAUAUGGGGCGCUUUGUCAGCUUAGCCUGGAGACCAAAAUUUCCAACUUCUGAUUAGCUGAUUCUGAAUAUAGUUAAAAUAGACCAAAUGACAAGGUCGCAUUUUAAGAGUAUACAGUUGGAUUUCUGUCUGUUUACAAGAGAAAAGGUGGCAGUCUAGUACUGUAGCGAAACCCAUCAAAAAGCUCAUGUUACAAAUAUCAUACAAAAGAUGGAGAAAAGUUUGAUUUAUAAAGUAAAAAGCAAAAUACAUUUCAUAUAUCAUGUACGUUAACCGACAAACAAUGUGAUGGACGUUAUAAUAUGUGACUCUAUGACUUUAUUACUUUUCAAAUUUAGCCAUUGAAUGCCGUACUGAAAUUCUCAUGAAGCAAGGUCAUACUUUCAUACUUUUACCUUUAUUUCAACACACAUUACUAUUUAAAAAUAGUAAGUAGUGUAACUUUUAUUAACCUUAAAAUUGUGUAUUUGAUCAUUCUAUUAUUGUACAUUGUUUUACUUUGGAGAUAUAAAAGACUUCAUUUGUAUCAAAACUGUGCGUACAGGUGUUCAAAGUGAUGUUCAAAUUGUACGUUUUCUAACUAAUGAAUCUGUUAUAUAGCUUACACUGCCAUGUGAUAAUUAAAGUAAAUAACUACAUGUAGAAAAUACACAACGCAAAUACUCGUUUGAAACUUUCGUAUGAAUGGACGUCUGUUAUUGCAUAAAAGUUGUUGGGUUUUCGCCCUGUAUUAGAUUUGCGGCAGUGAAAACUUCAGUCUCUGCAUUUUUACCAUCAAGUAGUGAUUUCAGUUCAAAACUAUAAUACGUUUGCCUCCAAACUAUUUGGCAGACUUUGUUAUAUAUUCUGUCAUCUUGUACUUUAAUCCAAUCGAAAGACGUUAGGAUGAAAACUUUGUUGUUAUAUUUUGUUAUAUCCUUGGCAAACACUUUCAUACAAUUUAUGUAAGAAGUCAGUUGUUACAUUUUAGCUAUAAAUGAAAAUAAAUAUUACAAACAUAGCACUAGUGUAUGACGCCUUGGGCCGCAAGUCCUGGUCAGAUUUUGCCCACCUUUCCUGCUGACCACGGUUUACACAAGAAAUGUUCAAAACCGGUAAUGUAAAACUCACCUACUACACGACUCAAACAUUUCUAUAACGAAUUGUUUGCUGUUAAAAAUGUUGAUGAUUCGGAAAAUAAAGUUGAUAUACAUAUAAA